Molecule: messenger RNA, 1776 nt
Organism: Etheostoma spectabile (orangethroat darter)
Lineage: Eukaryota; Metazoa; Chordata; Actinopteri; Perciformes; Percidae
Product: palmitoyltransferase ZDHHC7
Exons: 8
Coding region: 308-1234 (308 amino acids)
Molecular function (GO): palmitoyltransferase activity
Source: RefSeq, a predicted model, not a curated record
UGAUGCCAACUCGGCAAAUAGUGUAGCCUGUGCGUGUAGCACACAUUUUCCGAGUUGUGGUGAAUUUUCCCAAUCUGGAACACAUUUGUCCGAUUAUCCCGACAGCACGGGAACGCGGCAUCAGUCGCGAACAGGGCCAAGCCCAAACAGAUCACAUGAAUUUGUUUUUGUUUUUUAAUGAAAUUUAACCAGUAACGUGUUAAUGGUUGGCUUUCAAAAGCGAUGUGACUCGGAGGAAAAGCAGCUUGUGACUCCAUGGAGCAGCUGGAGGAGAUAAGGCUAUAAAGUAGAGGCACUUCAGGGCAGAAUGUCCUCGGGUCACCGGCUGAGGGACGUGGAGCAGCAGCGCCCCCUGCUGGACGGGGAGGAGGAGACGGCGGCGGAGGCGGAGAAGAGUUUCCACGGCGAAGCCAAGCGACUCUGGUUCAUCCAGGACUGCUGCGGCAUGGUGUGUGCCUUCAUCACCUGGUUCCUGGUCCUGUACGCGGACUUUGUGGUCACGUUCGUCAUGCUGCUGCCCUCCCGGAGCUUCUGGUACGCCGUGGUCAACGGGGUGUUCUUCAACAGCCUGGCCGUGCUGGCGCUGGCCUCCCACCUCCGCACCAUGCUGACCGACCCGGGAGCCGUUCCUAAAGGCAACGCCACUAAAAAAUACCUGGAGAGUCUGCAGCUGAAGCCGGGCGAGGUCAUCUACAAAUGUCCAAAAUGCUGCAGCAUCAAACCCGAGAGGGCCCACCACUGCAGUAUCUGUAAGCGCUGCAUCCGCAAGAUGGACCACCACUGUCCAUGGGUCAACAACUGUGUCGGGGAGAGAAACCAGCGCUUCUUCGUCCUCUUCACUAUGUACAUCGCUAUGAUCUCCUGUCACGCUCUGGCUCUCUGUGGAUACCAGUUCAUCACCUGCAUCAAAGUCCAGUGGAGAGAGUGCAGUGAUUUCUCUCCUCCGGUGACGAUGAUGCUGAUGAUCUUCCUCUGCAUGGAAGCCCUCCUCUUCUUCACCUUCACAGCUGUGAUGUUCUGCACCCAGCUCCACUCCAUCUGCAACGACGAGACGGAGAUCGAGCGUCUGAAGAACGAGAAGCCGACGUGGGAGCGUCAGACUCGCUGGGCGGGGCUGAGGUUGGUGUUUGGGGGUCCGCCGUCGCUGCUCUGGAUCAGCCCCUUCGCUGGACUCAAACUACCAACCCUGCUCCCCAGACGCAGCUGGAAGGGCGGCGCAGAGUUCUCCGUCUGACCGGCUGUGGUUCGACCUGCAGACUCCAGCUGGGUUUGCAGACUCCAGCUGGGAUUUGCUGGGAUUGCAGAGUCCUGCUAGGAUUGCAGAGUCCAGCUGGGAUUUGCUGGGAAUGCAGAGUCCUGCUGGGUUUGUAGAGUCCUGCUGGGUUUGUAGAGUCCUGCCAGGUUUGCAGAGUCCUGCCGGGAUUGCAAAAUCCAGCUGGGAUUGCAGAGAGUCCUGCCGGGAUUGCAGAGUCCUGCUGGGUUUGCAGAGCGCUGCGCUGGACCUCAAUGGCUGUUUUCUGAGCCGGAGAAACCAGGUUCAGGCUCGGCUACGGUCCCCAGAAGCAGGAUUCUUGGUCUCCGUCUCAAACGCUCGACCUCUUCUUACCUUUCUGGGAGGAACUGAAAGCUCUGACCCGGUAAGACUGGCUGCAGACCGGUGCUGCUGGAUGUGUAGAUAAUCUUAAGAAGAGUUCCUUCUACAUGAACCAGUCAGACUUGGAUUGGUUUUAAUUUGCUGAUUAAGAUGCUGGAUCUUCUUAGAGCCGUUACCGACCA